AUGGAGCCCGAGAUUGGUCUUGACUAUAGGACUCCACGACUCCAAAACAAAUGGACACGGGAACAGAGACUGUUCCUCUGCUGUCUCUAUGAGUUCUUUCAGAGAGACACGAGCACCUUCAGAGACAUAUUCAAUCGAGUGUUUGAAUCGGAGGUGACAGAAUGCGGGUUUACUGAGGGCAUCCCAUCAAGUACUCUACGCACGCAGUGGGGUGAAAUGGUGAGAUAUUCGUACCCGGAGUGGAAAGAAGUUCAGCAGCAUACAUCCGAGGGACAUUGGCGCUGGAUCCCAACAUUAAGACGGAUCAGAAGGACUGCAAGGUCACUAGGCUUAAAUAUAGUCCCGAAUUAUGUCGACGACAACGAGGAAACUUGCAGUCAUCAGCAGAGCCUGACACCACCAGUCAACACGCCAGGGAUAACUUCUCAGCACACGUCUAUGAUACAGCAUCCUGAGAGAAGAGAUGUUGGUAUUACUGAAGUGCAGGAACAAGCCCCAGUACCAGAAAUCGUUGAUAUAACUCAGAUCGAUACGAGCUUAUGCAGUGGCGGCGACAAAGUAUGCUUUUGGUGUGUACAAGAGCGAAUUUUUAAUCAGGAAGCCCAGGAAGAACCGAAUCCUGUGGUAUCUCGUUCACGUUGGACUGAUGAAGUGCCCCCUGUCAUAUACAGAUGGUCUAAUGUCGACAGUCAAGGCGUCAAUUCCAAAAUGCUAUUCCUGGCCGGGCUUUUCGCAGAUGGACGCCAAUUCUUCACACCUGGAGAUAUAUCCAAAGAAGAGUUUAUCAACUACUUCUCUAGACAUGUUCACAUCGACAAAACGCCAUCACCGUUCAUAUCUACGUUUCGCUCAAUGUUAUCGCCUGUUCACAGAGCACUCUGGAACAAAGAAGGCGCUAUUAUAUCCAUCAUUGACACACAUAAGCUCGAUACCGAUGUAUAUCCCGCGAUUAAGCUUUUCAGGGAACAGAAUCUGCGUAUCCGAGGCUACGAUGGUAGGGGCGAGUUCUUGGUAUGGGGAAAGAUACCACCCGCUGCUAUAAUAUGUGCUGUAAAAAUAAGCACGAUACAACAGCUCGCAGAUGAACAUGUUGAGAUUGGGCAAUUCCUACAGCUUGAUAAACUUGCUUCUCAUAAAUACAACAGAAAGCAGUUGCAUGGCGAGCUAGCUAGAGAUGCCGGCAAACUUGACCGCACUUCGGGAUAUGCAAUAGGAAAAUUUCUUAAUUCUAUUAAUCUCUCAUUCGAGUUCAGCAGGGAGGUGAGUGAGGGCUUAUUCCACUCCUGGAGACUGAAGAGGCAAGGAACUUGGGAGUCCUUUCAUGAGGGAGUAUGUGCUGGCUACGAUCGCUCUAUACCAUCUACCAGUGUCAGCGAAGUCGGACGUCCAGAAUCCAUUGUUCAUGAUAUAUCGGAUGACGACUCAGUCACCGAGUGUGGGUCUGUUGCAGAAGACGAGAAUAUGAGUGGUAGCGAAUCUGAGGAUAUCGGUGCCAGCUCACCCUGCAUGGGCCGCGAGUUAGCCUCAGACCGAAAACCCCCUUUGACUCCUGACUGGUUCUUCAUGAGAAAUACAGACGAUGAACUGAUAACAGACGAAGAUGAUGAAGAAGUAGCCAGUGGACGGCAGAUCAACCUAUUUUCUGAACAAGAUCCUGACCGAUCAGCUGAGCUGAUUACCGAUUGGCCUGAAGAAGACACUCAAGUACUGUCAUCCUUGAAUUUGAACAUAUCUCAGACCCGCAUCCCAACCAUCGAGAUCUUCGACCCGAACACCGGCAGAUGGGUCCAAGAACAAGCGAGACUCGCUCAGAAAAUGGAAGAGGACGACUGUCAAUCUUAUAUGCAGCCACCAUCCAGCAAUGAUACUCAGGAAAUGAGGGGUAUAUCCGUGGAAGGCGAAAGCGAGAUUAUGCAUGAUAUCGAGACUAGAUAUUCAAUUCUGAGCAUGUCCCGUGAGUUGUCAGAGGAUGUUCUGCCCCACAUCCGGUUUGCGAGAGAUCGAGAACGUCGAAGACGCUGGCUUCUUCAGUAG
Aspergillus tubingensis is the source of this 2034-nucleotide messenger RNA. RefSeq lists its product as uncharacterized. Lineage: Eukaryota; Fungi; Ascomycota; Eurotiomycetes; Eurotiales; Aspergillaceae. The transcript has 2 exons. Bases 1 to 2034 code for a protein of 677 amino acids. The record is from RefSeq and is a predicted model, not a curated record.